AUAAUAGGAUGGACACAAUUAGUAAACAAGAAAUGCAUGCAGGUCAUUUGAUCAGAUUACAAAGUGUAUUAAAAGAUAACCUGGUCAAUUCAAGUAGUCCAGCGUUCUAAUCUAGCUUUCCUGGUUAAUCCUCUUAUAUCAGGAGAAUGGACAGUGCAAGAAAAGAGGUACUAAAAUACAAAAUGGGUCUGACCAUUUUAUGAUGAUCAGCUCAAGGUAUCCAAAUUCUUCGUUUGAAAAAUAGUUACAAAAAGCAUUCUGAUGAUUUCUCCUAAACUGUAUUGACACAACAUUAUAUGCCAUGUGAAUGAUUUCAUCAACACUAAAAUAAGCGGUUGUUUUGUAGUUUAAUUUUAAAAUGUUGGGAAAUUUCUCUAAAACACAAAUAAGGGUCUAUUCUGCAACUCAGAUUAGAAAACAAAUAUUUGGGGCAUAUUUCACUUUUACAAACAAUGUUUUUGUCAUCCUUCCUUCCAUGAUUUAAAAUGUUUAAAUAAACAGAUUCUAAAGCUUAUCAAUUUGUUUUAUCUAAUGCAUGUGCUUGAAUGGUUUUGGUUAAUCUUCUUGUGAAGGUCUGUUUGUCAACAUUGAGCUGCUGGGUGUCUGUGUGUGUGUGCUGGUCUGUUCUGAUCGAGAGAAAAGCCUCUCUUCGUUGAACUCCGCUAUAUAAAGGCAGAACUUUCUCAUGAUCCUGAGACUUGCAGCAGCAGCCUUCAGUGUUACCACAGCGAGAUGUUGAACAUCAGUGAGCGGUCUCUGCAGCUCAUGCCCUCCAGGGCCUCGGACCAUCUGCUGCAGCCAUUCUGGGAUUAUUUGCUUUUUCACCACCUGCCUCUCAUCUCAUCUCCUUUUUUCCCCAUCCUACUCGCCUUCUCCAGCUAUUUCUUCUUCAGUAUACCUUUUGCUGCACUAGACCUCUUGGGAGAAAGAGUGCCUUUAGUCUAUCAGUACAAGAUCCAACCAGACAAGCAGCCAACAGUGAGAAUGAUGGUUAAGAGCUUCACGACAGUGCUGUAUAACCACACAUUCUUUGUUCUGCCAACUGUAAUAAUUGGCAUGUUCAUACUGCCUACACCAACACUGCCACAGGAUGCUCCUACUCUAUAUGAGGUAUUCAUUGAUGGACUGGCUGUACUUCUCCUCUUUGACACUCAGUACUAUAUUUGGCAUUUCAUACAUCACAAGCAUCCACAGCUCUACCGGUGGAUCCAUGCAAUCCACCAUGAAUACAUGGCACCUUUCUCUUGGUUGACAGAGCAGGUCAGCAUUCCUGAGCUGAUUACUGUUGGACUCUGGAGCAACCAGGACCCAAUUCUUUUAAAGUGCCACCCAUUGACCACAUGGUGCGUCACAGUUUUCAGUAUCUGGAUGUCUGUGGAGGACCACACAGGCUAUGACCUGCCGUGGACCCUCAACCACCUGGUGCCUUUUGGUCUGCUGGGUGGUGCACCGGCUCAUGACAUGCACCACCAGAAGCCGAGCAGUAACUACGCUCCUUUCUUCAGCCACUGGGACAGAAUCUUUGGCACUGCCGUUCCUCUGAAGAAAAAAACUAUGAGAACAUAAGUGAAUAAAAAAACAAGUGAAUGCUAAAUGUUUUUUAGCACUAUCACAUUGUUUCCCUUUGUGAAAUUCAUAAUUUAUCUUGUCUUUAAUUACUAUUAAUUUUAUACCACUUGCCGCCUCCUUGAUGCUCCUCUUUUUUUCUGAGAGGCUGCUUUCUCAAUGGACUGACCUUGUGAAAUACAAUUAUAAAAUGUGUUGAAAAGUGUAUUUUCAUUCAAUAAAAUCAUGUUUACAUAUUCUCCCACUAUUGUUUCUAUUGGUGUUAUAUGGAAUAAGUCAGAAAUGUUGACAUAUUCAAUACAUUUUUCUCAAUACAUUGUGUACAUAAUCACACUUUAUUCAAGUCAUUCCAGUGAAGUAAUCAACAGUAAUUAGUUAUAUUUGCAAGCAAAGCAAGUACAAAUUCCUGUAAACAACUUCCUGUUCUUGCUUUUCUCACAAUCUUCUUACAUAAUACAAAAUCUUUGAAGGCGCUUUAGUCAGCAAUAUUUUGCUUACAAAUUCCACGAAGAAACAGGGAGCUUUUGAACAAGAAAGCUAAGUACUGUUUGUUUUUCUUGUCACCAAGAGGUCAAGUACAACGCAAGGGGAAUUAAUGUUAACUUGUACUUGAGAAAGUGCUGAGCUUUGACUGGAAAGUGUUCCAGACUGACUUUGUUUGUAUAUAAUAUGUAAG
Messenger RNA from Siniperca chuatsi (mandarin fish), 2242 nucleotides. It is a transcript of the gene ch25hl1.1, whose product is annotated as cholesterol 25-hydroxylase like 1, tandem duplicate 1. The coding region runs from base 733 to 1566 and encodes 277 amino acids. NCBI's taxonomy places the organism in Eukaryota, Metazoa, Chordata, Actinopteri, Centrarchiformes, Sinipercidae. The transcript has a single exon. The record is from RefSeq and is a predicted model, not a curated record. Gene Ontology annotation, biological process: cholesterol metabolic process; sterol biosynthetic process. Gene Ontology annotation, molecular function: iron ion binding; steroid hydroxylase activity; C-4 methylsterol oxidase activity.